Anarrhichthys ocellatus (wolf-eel) is the source of this 8340-nucleotide messenger RNA. Its product is annotated as piezo-type mechanosensitive ion channel component 2-like. Gene Ontology annotation, molecular function: mechanosensitive monoatomic ion channel activity. Gene Ontology annotation, cellular component: membrane. The record is from RefSeq and is a predicted model, not a curated record. The transcript is spliced from 51 exons. The coding region runs from base 1 to 7941 and encodes 2646 amino acids. NCBI's taxonomy places the organism in Eukaryota, Metazoa, Chordata, Actinopteri, Perciformes, Anarhichadidae.
AUGAAGCAGGAGGAGACGCAGGAGGAGCUGAUGUUUGAGGAGGACUCUGUGCUCGGACAGGAGGAGGAGGAGGAGGAGGAGGAGGAGAGCAGCAGAAACAGGGUUCUGGUUGAACUGGAGUUACUGAUGUGUAAGACCAGGAGGAUGAUGGGAAACAUGACAACGACUGGAGGAAAAGUCCUGGUGACGGUCCUACUGGGACUCACAGGUAUCGUGUUCCCCUCUCUCUCCUCCCUCCCCUACCUCUUCUGUUUCCAGGUGUUGUGCACCUGGUGGGCGUGGUCAGGUCAGGUCCCGCCCCUCCUCUUCAGGUCUGUGUCUGUGAUGUCACUGCUCUACUCCUCAUCCCAUUUCCUGCUCCUCUACUGUUACCAGCUGCCCUCCCUGCAGGAGGUGUGGCCCCCGAACCGCACCUCCGCCAGUGUGUUUGGCCUGCUGCCGGUGGUCUCCGUGGACUGCUCCGCCCCCUGGAGGAUGCAGGUGAACUCUGAGCUCAGCUGGUUCCACGUCACCAGUCCUCUGAUGCUGCUGCUACUCUACAACACUGUGGCUACUCUGUGGAGGAACCAGCUGAUCGACGGCGUUGGGUGGUGGUGGGGGGGCGUAGAGAGGGCGGAGUCGGCGAUCAGCAUGAGCUGUGACGUCAUCACCUCCACCAGCAACCUGAGCGAUGAGGUCAGCGGUGACAUCACAGCGGAGAGACGGAGGGAGCUGUGGAGGAGAGCUCAUGACCGUCCCGAGUGCAGAGACGUGUCAUCCACCAAUGACAGUCCCUCUGACUCCUUUGCCCUGCCCACCCAGAGCACAGCCCUUGGAUUGGAUGUUUACUCCACGCCUCACUACUCUCUGAGCCAAUCAGACACGUUGGAGACGUGUGUGUUUGAAGGACACCGAUGGGAGGAGGAGGAGGAGGAGAGGAGGAGAGAUGAGGAGGAAGAGGUGGAGGAGAGGAGGAGGAGGGAGGAUGAGGAGGGAGUCAGUGCUGCGUCCAUGGCGUUCAGCUUCCUCCUCAAACAGAGCUACAUCUGUGCUCUGAUCUCCAUGAUGGCGUGGCCCAUCACCUACGUGUCCUGGCUGACGUGUGUCCUGCUGCUGUGGUCGUGUGUCCUCUGGAUGAUGCGAGAGCGUCGCCGCUACACACUGAUGUCAUCGCCCUGGCUGGUUGCCUACGGCAACCUGCUGGUCAUCAUGCAGUAUGUCUACAGCUUCCCCUCAAUCCAGGAAGUACCGGGACUGUUCCCUAGGAAAGAGGAUCCCUGUAGGGAGCUGGCCUCCAAGUUGUUGUGUCUGUUGACCUUCUGGCUGCUGCUGCGUCAGGCGCUAACUGAGAAGAGAGACAGACAGAAAGACAGACAGGCAGACACACAGCUGUCUAACAUCACCGUCCACAUGGAGGAGGAGGAGAAGAAGGAGAUGUCCUAUGAGGAGGUGCUGCUCCUGCACACAGGAGGAGGAGGAGUCAAGUUGGAGGCUCUGGUUGCUGUGGUUACCAGGAUGUUUGUUAAAUACUGGAUCUACGUCUGUGGAACAAUGUUCUUCUUCGUUAGUUUUGAAGGAAAAAUCGUCCUCUACAAAGUCAUCUACAUGGUCAUGUUCCUCUGCUGCGUCGCCCUGUACCAGUUGAACUAUGAGCGUUGGCGUGCCAUGCUCAGGGGUUUCUGGGUAGCCGUGGUGGUUUACUCCAUGUUGGUCCUCAUCCUGGUCUACACCUUCCAGUUCCCCUCGUCCCUCCACACCUGGAGCUACUACACUGGAUUAAGUACACACAGGUUGGAGGAUGUUGGGUUGGAGAAGUUCUCAGUUCCUGUUCUCUUCACCAGGAUCUUCAUCCCUGCUGCGUUCCUUUUGGUGUGCAUUGUACACCUGCAUUACUUCCACAAACCAUUCCUGCAGCUGACCGACCUGAAGACUGUGGUGGACACACACAACAGCACCAUCACCAGGUUGGUCCACUCUGAGGGUAGCCUGUUCGACCUGUCGGUGUGUGGAGCUCCUCAGCUCCUCCUGGAGGCAGAGAAGAGCGGAGGACAAAGGGAGAGAGAGGAGGAGACAGAAGAGAAAUGGAUAAAAGAGGAGGAGUACACCUGUGUGUUUGAGAGGGAAACCCUGUCCGACCAUAUUAAAGUGCUGGUCUCCUGGAGGCUGGUGGUGGAUCGUCUCUCUGUUUUGUUCCUGCGCCUCCUCCUCUCCUUGCAGCGCCUGCAGCACCUCCUCUGGUGGCUCCUGGAACUCCACAUAGUCAAGAUCGUCUCCUCCUACAUCAUCUGGGUCUCUGUGAAGGAGGUGUGCGUGUUUAACCUGCUAUUCGUGCUGUGUGUGGGCGGGGCUCUGCCCUGUAGGGCGUGGCGCCCCCUGCUGUCAGGAGUCUGUACAGUUUGGACCUGUGUGGUGACCGUCUGUAAGAUGUUGUACCAACUCAACAUCGUCCAGCCCAUCAGAUACUCCUCCAACUGCACCGUGCCAGGUAACUCCAGCACCGACCUGUCUCGCUCUGUUUUGUACUCUGGUCCAGUUGACCCCGCCCAGUGGGUGGGGCUUCGAAAGACGGACGGAAAACUGCUUGACUACCUCAGGUAUAACCUGAUGAUGCUAGCGCUGUUAGCCUUCGAGGUGACAGUUUACAGACACCAGGAGCUCUACCGUCUCCGCCGUAACGAAGUCCCGCCCCCUACCAAAACGCUGUUUCAUGACAUCACCAGGCAUCACCUGGACGACAGCGUGCUAAGCUGUAUCAAGUACUUCCUCAACUACUUCUUCUACAAGUUUGGCCUGGAGACCUGCUUCCUGUUGGCCGUGAACGUGAUUGGUCAGCGGAUGGAUCUGUUUGCCGUAGGCCACGCCUUUGGCCUCAUCGGCGUCCUAUCAAAGCGCAACAGGAAGCACAUCGCCUCAGUGUGGCCCAAGUACUGCUACUUCCUGUCAGGGCUGUUGUGCUUCCAGUACAUGCUGUGCAUUGGGUUCCCUCCGGCUGCCUGUAAAGAUUAUCUCUGGAGACCUCCGUCUUCCAACAUGGACUCCAACGUGGUGAAGUGGCUCUUCCUCCCUGAUCACCUGACACCACCGAACCCAGUCUUCCUCCUCUAUGAUUUCCUGCUCCUCCUCGGAGCGUCUCUGCAGCUGCAGGUGUUUGAGGAGGAGCUCCUGUCGUCAGUUCAGAUCCUCGCGGGAGACAACUGUGAACUGGACGAGGAUGGCGGACAGGUGUCCGAUCCAAUCAGGCGACUCCGUCUCAACACAGGCCCUGACUUCAUGCUGUGCAGGUCUUACCUGGACAUGAUGAAGCUGAUCAUCUUCAGCUACAUGUUUUGGUUUGUCCUCACCAUCAUCUUCAUCACUGGGACGACCAGGAUCAGUAUCUUCUGUAUGGGUUACCUGGUGGCGUGUUUCUACUUCCUGUUGGUGGGCGGAGAUCUGCUGCUGAAACCAGUCAAAUCUAUCCUGGUGUAUUGGGAUUGUCUGAUUGGCUACAACGUGUUCGUCAUCACCAUGAAGAACAUUUUGUCGAUCCUGGCCUGUGGUUUCAUCAAGUCGUUGGUGUUGAAUCACUGUUGGCUGAUUCAGCUCUUCAGUCUGGCCUGCACCAUCAAAGGAUACACAAAACCGGAGCAGCAGAGCAGUAAGCAGUGUGAGUUGCCGAGUGACGAGGCCGGAAUCAUCUGGGACGGCGUCUGUUUCUGUUUCCUGUUGCUUCAGAGGAGAGUCUUCAGGAGUCACUAUUUCCUGUAUGUGGUCCUGGACCUUCAAAAUACACAAUUACUAGCCUCCAGGGGGGCAGAGCUCUUUGAGGCGUCCACAGUGAAAGCUGUCAGAGCGAGACUGGAGGUGGAGAAGACGUCCAUGGACCUUCUGAAGAGACAGAUGGAAAGAAUUAAAUCCCGACAGAAGAAGUUCCGCAGGGGAAAAGAGAAGAUGUUGAGUUUGACCCAAGACAGCUUCCAUCCCGACGAUCAGGAGAACAGGAAGGGGCGGAGUCACAAGAAGUGGUGGAGACCCUGGGUAAACCACGCCUCCAUGGUGAGGAGCGGCGACUACUACCUGUUUGAGACAGACAGUGAGGAAGAGGAGGAGGAGGAGGAGAAGAAGGAGGAGGAGCUACCUGAGAAAUCAGCCUUCCAGUUUGUGUAUCACGCCUGGAUCACAGACUCCAGAACAGCAAUGAGAGUUCGCAACAACCAAGAGAAACUGUGGAAGAAGAACUCCUCUGAUCGAAAGAGCAGGAAGGAGGAGAAGAGAGGAGCCGGAGGAAUAGAAGUGACGGAGGACACGGAGGAGGAUGGAGAGGAGGAGGAGGAGGAGGAGAAAGAGGAGGGACCAGACACCGUCCUGCGUCGGUUCUCCAGCACGUUGCGGUUCUGUUGGGUUCUGCUGUCGGCUUUGCUGGACUCUCUGACUGCCUGGCUCAGCGGUCUGUGUCAGGAGCACAUCGACAUCUCCACCGUCCUCCGCAUCGAGCGCCGCAUGCUAACGCAGCAGGCCAAGCAGGGUAAUGUUCCCACCAGAGAGGCGAUCCACAUUUACUACCAAGAACAGAUGAUGAAGGCCUCCAGAGAGUCAGGUCUGAACUACAGUACCCAUGAGGCUGAGCGGCAGGCCUCAGCAGAGACCAGAAGGGAGGAAGAAGAAGAGGCAGUAAGUCCUGAUACUGAUGAGGAACCAGAUAGUAAUCCAGAUAAACCAGAAUCAGGACCACUAUCAGGAGGAGCUCCACUUGAACCAGAACCAAUAUCAGGAGGAGAUGGUUCAGGUGAACCAGAACCAGUAUCAGGAGGAGAGGGUUCAGGUGAACCAGAAGCAGAACCAAUAUCAGGAGGAGAUGGUCCAGGUGAACCAGAAGAAGAACCAGUAUCUCUAGCAGAUGGUCCAAGUGAACCAGAAACAGAACCCGUAUCUGGAGCAGAUAGUCCAGGUGAAGCAGAACCAGUAUCUAGAGCUGAGUAUCCAGGUGAACUAGAAGCAGAACCAGUAUCUGGAGGAGAUGGACUAGGUGAACCAGAAGAAGAACCAGUAUCUGGAGGAGAUGGUCCAGGUGAACCAGUUUCAGCAGAGCCUCCAUCCUCAGGACUUGAACCAGAGAGAGUAACAGUGGAAGAUUACUCAGUAGGCCCGGUGACUUCAAUCAGCCAAAGAAGGCGACCCAAACUGACCCGGAUGGAGAGAGUCCAGUCUUCAUGGUCCUCCUCGUCUUCAGAGGAAGAAUCGAUGAGAACUGAAGAAUCAAAGCCGACUCACACCAGCGCCUCCUCCCCCACCUCCCGCUGCUCCCUCCUCCUCCCCCCUUCCUACAGCCUUGCUCUAGGGCUGGAUCUGCAUGAGGAGGAGGAGGAGGAAGAGGAGGAGGCUGGGGAGGGAUUCAGGAAGCGGCGGCGGAGUGACUUCCUGUCUGACUCGGCCUCCACUUCCUGUCCGGCGGCGGCGUCUCGCGCUCAGGAGCUGACGGCCAGCGAGCUGCUGCGGAGCAGGACUUUCUACGACGAGGAGCUGGAGGCGUCGGACUGUUUCUACGGCGACCAGCACCAGCUGCUCCAGAUGUGCUACGCCCUCUACAACAUCCUGGCAGCCAGGUCGGAGACGGUGUGCUACCUGGUCAUCGUGUUGAACCACAUGGUGUCCGCCAGCUGUCUGACGUUGGUACUUCCUGUUCUGGUGUUUCUGUGGGCGACGCUGUCUGUCCCUCGGCCCAGUAAGACCUUCUGGAUGACGGCCAUCAUCUACACCGAGGUCACCAUCGUCAUCAAGUAUUUCUUCCAGUUCGGUUUCUUUCCGUUCAACCAGAAGCUGGAGGUGGAUCGCUCCAAACCGUUCCAUCCCCCAAACAUCCUGGGGGUGGAGAAGAAGGAAGGCUAUGUCCUCUAUGACCUCCUGCAGCUGCUUGCUUUGUUUUACCACAGAGCCAUACUCAAGUGUCACGGACUCUGGGAUCAGACCACGGAGACCGAUGCCGUCCAUCACCAUGAUAACCAGGCAGACUCCGCCUCCGUCGAUCCGACCGAGCUCACCGGCACCGUGCGGCGGCGUCGAGGCCGGAGACGGACGAAUUCCGGCUCCAGCCAGCUGCGCUCUCCUGCAGGCAGUUUGAGCUCCAGAGCUCAGCAGCCCGGCAGGUUUGAUCUGCUGCUGGAGAAACUCAGGGAGCUCUCCAUCAGAGCCAAGGAGUACUCUGUUAGCAGGUGUUUGUCUCUCUACCGUCCCGUCCUUCACUUCUUCAGAGCUCUAGUCCAACCAGAAUACAGCGCCGUCACUGACGUUUACGUCCUCAUGUUCCUCGCCGACACCGUCGACUUCAUCAUCAUCGUCUUCGGCUUCUGGGCCUUUGGAAAACACUCUGCGGCUGCUGACAUCACUUCCUCCCUCUCAGAGGACCAGGUUCCUGAAGCGUUCUUGGUGAUGGUUCUGAUCCAGUUUGGUACCAUGGUGAUAGACAGGGCUCUGUAUUUGAGGAAGACCGUUUUAGGGAAGUUAGUCUUUCAGGUGAUUUUGGUUUUUGGGAUUCACUUCUGGAUGUUCUUCAUCCUGCCGACCGUCACUGAGAGGCGAUUCAAUCAGAACCUGGUGGCUCAGCUCUGGUAUUUUGUAAAGUGUGUUUACUUCGGGUUGUCGGCCUAUCAGAUUCGAUCUGGAUACCCGACACGAGUUCUGGGAAACUUCCUGACGAAGAGCUACAACUACCUCAACCUCUUCCUCUUCCAGGGUUUCCGUCUGGUCCCCUUCCUGACCGAGCUGAGGGCGGUGAUGGACUGGGUGUGGACAGACACUACUCUGUCUCUGUCUUCCUGGAUCUGUGUGGAGGACGUUUAUGCCCACUGCUUCGUCUUAAAGUGCUGGAGGGAGUCUGAGAAGAGGUACCCUCAGCCUCGUGGGCAGAAGAAGAAGCGUGUGGUGAAGUACGGGAUGGGCGGUCUGAUCGUUCUGCUGCUGAUCUGCAUCGUUUGGUUUCCUCUGCUAUUCAUGUCUCUCGUCAAGUCUGUCGCCGGUGUCGUCAACCAACCGAUUGACGUCUCUUUGACCAUCACACUGGGAGGCUUCCAGCCCAUCUUCACGAUGAGUGCUCAGCAGAAUCAACUCAAAGAUCUGACUGAGGAAGACUUCAGCUCCUUCACCAGCUCCUACAGCUACACACCUAGUGCCUUGCAGUUCCUGGAGGCUUACGGUCACGAGGACGUGACGGUGGCAGAGCUGCCCGGCAGCAGCAACUCUCUGUGGACCAUCAGUCCUCCCAGCAGGCAGUACCUGAGCCAGGUGCUCAGUCUGGACCACUUCCCCCUCACGUUGUCCUGGACUGUUCAGAGGAAUCUGAGUCUGGGGGCGAAGGCGGAGCUUGCAUCAGGUAAACAUGUGACCUAUCUAGACGACCAGACUCGCCUGGAGCUGAUCCAGCUGCUGAACGGGACGAGGUCACUUCCUGUCGUCAUACAGGAAGUGUUUCCGUGUUUCAUUCGAGCUCCCAGCGACUCCAACUCCAAACCCAUCCAACAGCUUUACCCAGACGACCGCUACAAGGACAUCCUACUGGCCCUGGAGCGGUCGACCAAUCAGAGCCGAGAGAUCCAGGACUGGUGGAUCGUCGACCAACCAGCUGCCAGCCUGGUGCCCAUCGGAGGCGGAUCUUCGCUGAGUGACAGGAGGGAGGCGGGGCUUCAGCUGUUUGUGUUCAGUGAUAAAGUCAGUCCUCCGAGUCUGGGCUUCCUGGCUGGAUAUGGCAUCAUGGGACUUUAUGCGUCGGUGGUUCUGGUGAUCGGGAAGUUCGUGCGGGAGUUCUUCAGCGGGAUCAGUCACUCCAUCAUGUUCGAGGAGCUUCCGUGUGUCGACCGCAUUCUCAAACUCUGCACCGACGUCUUCCUGGUGAGAGAGACAGGUGAGCUGGAGUUGGAGGAGGAGCUUUACGCCAAACUGAUCUUCUUGUAUCGAUCGCCGGAGACUCUGAUCAAAUGGACACGACGAUGACCUCAUCGAUCGAUGCGGAACCUGUGGUGACAUCACCACUGUCUCUGAAUCUGUGGUUCCUCCAUUCUCCAGGUGGAACCGUCAGUUAAAGAACAUUUACUGAAUUUUAUUUUGAAGGUUUCGAGAAACGUUAUUCUCUGUGUGACCAAUGGGAGCAGUAGGGGGGCGGAGCUAACUGAUCUGAGGACAGUGGUCAUGUUUCCAAUCAGUUCCACACUUGAAAUGUAAAAUGAUCAACUGGAGCGAAUAAACUCGGCUACAAGUGUUGAUUCCUGAUGAUUAAUAACUGAAGCCCCCCCCCACUGUAAAAUCAUAUGACGCUGCUGCUGACACUCAUUGACUUCCUGUGAUACUGGAACUAUUAAAGUUAUUAAUGUUUUAUUAAACACUUCUGAUGUA